AUGAAUCCCAUUUGCAAUGUCGAUGUUGGGUCCAGAGAGUGCCAAAAAUGGAUGGUUGAUGUUUACACCAGAUGUAAGGACCUUUUUAGCCGCGAAGCACCCAGGAGGAUGGCCUAUUGGUGGUUCGAUAUAACGCCAGCCAUUUACAAGGAGAAAUUGGAGUCCAUGACAGUGCUCGACUGCCGAAAACUGAAGCGGAGACUGGCCAGACAAUUGCAACUCGAAGAGAGUGAAGGUCACUUAUUGAUUGAAGUUCUUGCCUUUUGCCUGGCUACUGUUCUCAUCGUGGUCACUCUGGUUCUUCUGGGCCGCAUGACACUGAAGCACAUCAGAGAAAAUCAAAUCAAAUCGGGGACCGAUGCUCCAGUUGAGGAGGAUGUAUCCGAGGAUGAAUCCGAUCCUUCUGAAAUACUACCAAUAUUUCCGAAGAAAAAAGCGAAAAACUUCAAGAGCUGGAUGCGGGGACACUGCCGGCCCCUUUUCGUGCACAGUGAAGCCCAGACGAGGAAGCAAAAGGAGAAGGCCCACAGGAUAGAAGCUAUUCACAACGAACUCACCAACGAGAAGAUAGUAUUGUGGACUAAGGCCCGGGAACGGGAGGCUCUCAAGAAAAAGCAAAAGUUAGAGAAGUUGCAAGCCACUCGUAGUAAUCCUAUAGUCUCUGAGUUAAGCUAAAAUAUAUAUAUAUUUGUUUUAAUAAAACACUUUCUUUAAAUUA
Messenger RNA from Drosophila ananassae, 718 nucleotides. RefSeq lists its product as uncharacterized. Lineage: Eukaryota; Metazoa; Arthropoda; Insecta; Diptera; Drosophilidae. The transcript has a single exon. Bases 1 to 675 code for a protein of 224 amino acids. The record is from RefSeq and is a predicted model, not a curated record.